This is a messenger RNA of Mesorhabditis spiculigera, 549 nucleotides long. NCBI's taxonomy places the organism in Eukaryota, Metazoa, Nematoda, Chromadorea, Rhabditida, Rhabditidae. The record is from the annotation of a GenBank genome assembly.
AUGCCGUUUGACCGCCUCUGUGCGGUGAUGGUUAUCGCUUUCGUUGCGGUAACGUCAGCCGAUCCUGAAACCACGGAGGCCGUUCAAAUCUUCGCGCGGCCGUUGCGAGUCGGAGACAUCAUUGUGAUGAAGACUACAAUGGCGCAAGGAUGGCAGCGCUGGAGCUGCUCCCUUGAGACAAAGGAUCACUCGACCGUAUGGUUAAACGCCACCCACCCGGGCUUCGGUGGUUCGCCCACACCCAACGCGAUCACUACCUUUUCGUCAUAUACAAUGGGCAAGCUGGCUAUGCAAAGAAACGACUGGCUUUUUUUUGUGGAGGCUCAACGGGUGGUACUACGCAUGACGAUAUUCACGGAAAGAAGCUUAUUGCUUCAAUACAGCUACCCGAAAUCUGAGCCUGAAUACUGGGUAGAACAUUAUUAUCCGUUACCGGCCGCAAUGGCGGGAGCCAAGCUUGAGGAACUCCAACAAUUCCGGUGCGAGGGCCACAUUCGCGACACGCAUAUCGACGAAAUUGGCUUAUUCCAGCACCCGAUGACAAAACCA